Molecule: messenger RNA, 2724 nt
Organism: Mesorhabditis belari
Lineage: Eukaryota; Metazoa; Nematoda; Chromadorea; Rhabditida; Rhabditidae
Source: the annotation of a GenBank genome assembly
AUGGGAACAGAUGGCUUCGAUAUUGAGGUCGAUAUAAGGAGAGCCGCUGGAGCGGCGACGAGAUUUUAUGGCGAUCCAACAACCGAGAAUUGCUAUCGUUUUGAGGAUACAUUAAAGCUCCUCGUCUCAGCCACAAACUCGGUGCAUCGUGUCUCUCGUCUUCGUCUCAACCCAUCAACUUCUUUAUCCGAGCUUCUCCCGCUUUGCCCCAUUCUACUCACAAAUUCGACAAGUGGCGCUAAAACCCGAAAUCUUAUCGUUCAAUUUCUUUAUAACUUAGGGAUUCACAAUGUCUCUCUUCGUCGUCACAUGUGUUCCGCGUUGGAGCUUUGUGCUGCCGUUUGGCAAGCUUUAAAAGUCUCAGUUCAAGAGGAGAAUGGACCAGAUGUUUUACUUGAUUUACUCAAACUUUUACAAGUGCUCACCUACGAGAAAUGUCUCAUUCUUGGCUUGUGGGCAAAUGAUUUGAUUUCUUUUCUCAUCGCUGAUGUUAUAAAAGAGCCGGAAGCUGAAUGGUUACCAUUUUCCACAGCAAUUUUGUGUAAUUUAACGACAAGAUCAAAAUCGGCGGGGAUGAGGAUACGAAAAUCGUCAAACUAUAAGCCAUUUUCAAAGCGUUUGAUUCGUUUACUUCAACACGACUCUCGAUUGGUCGUUGUCUCUUGUCUUGUUUUGAUUGGCUAUCUUGAGGAGAAAAUUCGAGAUGUGGUCUACUCACCGGCAAAUCUCUCAAUGACUUUUCAAUGCGUCUUCAACGUGUUAGUGCUUGGCGAUGCCCCAUUGACGAGACAUGUCGCCUGUGAUCUCUUAAGAAGAAUGGUUAUCAGUGAAGCGCCUACAAUAUCCUCCCAACCCGUAAUCACGGCCACAGGACGCGAUUUGGUCUGCUACUCUCACUUCAACGCUUGUAUCCAGAAAGUGGCCGGCUUACUACUGUCUGUUGAUCCAUUACUUGAGGAGACUAGUAAGAUCCUCGAAUUGCUGAUCUCUCUCUGUUCUCUUUCAAGUGUCCGAUCUCCGAUUUGUCAAGCGAUUCUCCACUGGAAAGGCUCAUCCGGCGAGCUUCGAACACCAAUUAUCGCAAUCGCAAAAACUGGCUGUCUCCCCUUCAACGAGGCCAUCGAUUCAUUGACACCGAUUAGGGCACUUCAACUAUUGAAUUAUCUUCUGAAAGAAGCUGUGGAUGGCGGGCAACCAGUAGCCGACUAUAUCCCGUGUGAACGAUUAAUGCAAAUUCUCGAGGAGAAUGUGAAGACGACAAUCGACACGGGCAGCGAUCUCGUUGGGAAACAAUGUGAACGCAUCUGUGAAGCGCUGCGCAUGGCUGAAGUGCUCUCCGGUGAUGACGAAAUUCGUGCCUCGCUCCUCGCGGUCACUUCCAGUCAACUCUGCUCUCAUUUAGCUGAAACGCAAUUGAUGACCAAUCCAAUCGCCGUACAAAUGCACAAACCACCACAGAGUCGAAAUGAGAUUUUACCGAUUUGGAGUGAACACGGUGCUUCGAUCAUUCUCGAAUUGUUGCGACUUUUGGCCGCUCUAAAAGAUACCUCAAAAGCACAUAAAGAUCAAUAUUGGAGAUCAUUGAGAGAUGAACGCUUGGUGCCUUUUUUAGGUUUUGCUUUAACAAAUGGAAGACAUGAACAGGUUUAUAAUGCCUUAGUCGUUCUAAAUCACUGUGCUCAAGUGCACGAUUUUCCGACAAGAAGACUUGCUGAUAUGAUUGCAUCAAAUAUCAUUGAAAAACGCUUAAAAGAAAAUCCCUUGUCGAGUUCAGCCUCUUUGAAUACAAGCAACGAAGCGAGAAGAUCAACUGAAACCGAGGUCAUUUUCGAGCCAAUAAACCAAGAGUUAAAUGGAAAAAACGUGAGAAAAGUGCUCGAUGAUGUGCUGGAUCGAUUGAGGAGAGAUUUUGAUCACGGAGCGCUUAAACAAUCCGAUGUGGUGGCCGUUUAUGAAGGGAAAAUUGCACAAAUGCUACGAAAAGAGAAAGAGCUUGAAGCUUUACUCGUGAGCAAAGAGCAAGCUCUAUCCCAAAGUGAACGACUCAGAAUAACGACAAAAUCGACAAGUUUGAGUAAUGAAAAUGAGAUAUCAAAAAUGAGAACAUUGAUCACAGAAAAUGAGCGCCUCGUUGAUGAGAAGAUGAAGACAGAAAAGGAACUCUUUGAUGCAUUGACGGCAAAAGAUUUACUCGUUGAAGAGAAUCGACGUGAAGUGGAUUUGAGUGGACAAUUGAGACAAGCUGCGAAAGAAAUGAAGGAGAAAUUUGAGAGAGCUUCGACACUCGCCCUCGAGAAACAGCAACGAUGCGAGGAGCUGCUUGAAGAGAAAAAAGUGCUCACAGCUGAUCUAGCUGAAUCCCGUCAACAAUCGGCCACUCUAUCGGUGAAUAAAGAUAAUGAGAUCGAUGAGUUGAAGAAGAGUUUAUCGGAGACGAGGAAACGAGCGGUAUUUUCCGAGGAAGAGUUGCACGCGUGCAAAGAGAAAUUGACACGAGCGGUUGGGGACGAGAACCAAAAAGAAGAGGAAAUGAGAAGAAAUUUCGAAAUCGAACGAGUGCAAUAUCAAAAAGAUUUCUCUGCAAUGAAAAAUCGUUUGGAAGCCGAGAAGAAAGAGAUGCAGGAAAGGUUAUCCCUGGUGGAAGCCGAGUGCGAGAAAACUCGCCAAGAAAUCGAAAGAGUCAAAAGAAUUCGCGAGGAAAUGCUCAAAUUGGCUGGGAAUUUU